Entrophospora candida is the source of this 3294-nucleotide messenger RNA. NCBI's taxonomy places the organism in Eukaryota, Fungi, Glomeromycota, Glomeromycetes, Entrophosporales, Entrophosporaceae. The record is from the annotation of a GenBank genome assembly.
AUGUCUUUGGCCUCAAAUUCUGAGUCUUACGGUCAAAAAGAUUCACUCAUUCCGUCUAUCCGCAAUAUUUUAAAGGAUUACUCCUUUGAAAGCAUAUUCAAAGAAUUUCUUCAAAAUGCUGAUGAUGCUGGGGCCACACGUUUUCAUAUAAUUAUCGAUGGUCGCUCACACCCUACGAACUCCUUACUUUGUGAUAAAAUGAAGCCAUGGCAAGGGCCUGCUAUUUUAAUUUUUAAUGAUGCAAAAUUCAAAGAAUCUGAUUUUGAGUCCCUCAUGCAAUUACGCGUUGGCGGAAAACAAAACGACGAUAAAAUGAUUGGAAAACACGGAGUGGGAUUUAAUUCGUGCUACCACUUUACCGAUGUUCCCAGUUUCAUCAGCGGUGAUUUUAUCGCGUUUCUGGAUCCACAGGAAAAAUUCUUGCCAUUGAAAAACGACCUUUCUCAACGUGGUAUCAUUUGCCCUCUUCCUAAAAAAGGCAUCCGUGGACAUUCUGAAAAGGACCAAUUGGUCCCUUUUGAAAACAUUGAAGGCAUCGAUUUUCGAUCAACUUUUGAAGGAACACUCUUCCGAAUACCGCUUAGGCAAAACGAUCAACCAAGUGAAAUAUCUGAUGAUGUAUUUUCUAUUACAGAAGUUCUUGAUUUGUUUAAUGGGAUCAAAUCAAACAUCUCCUCCCAAUUAUUAUUCCUCCGAAAUAUCGAAAAAAUUCAAGUGUCACAUGUCAAAGAAACUAUGCUAUUUCAAAUGAUUCCUCUCUGGCAGGCAACUAUAAAUGAAUUAGGCGAUAAUACACAAAAUAAAAGAAAUUAUAUCGCUAUUGACGAACAUCGAAUUUUUCAGAUAGAAAUCGAGCUGAUUGAUGAUGAUUCAAACAUGCAAAUGGAACAAUGGAUGGUUGCGACUGGUGCUCAAAAUAAACCAGAAGACUCAGUACUGAAGAAAUACGCAGAACGACAUCGAUUACGUGUGAUAGGAGGAGUGGCUAUUUUGCUUAAAAGGCUCAAGAAUGACCAAGAAGAAAGCAAUGACUUCGAUGGAAGAAUAUUUUCGUUUUUUCCAUUACCUGAUACAACAUAUUUACCCGUACAUCUUAAUGGAACCUGGGCUCAAGGUUCAGAUCGUGGAAGAUUAUUACUAGAAAAAGAUGAUCUGCCAGAUUUAGAUCAUCAGAAACUCGGUUGGAAUAGGCACAUUUUGCUCGAGUUCCUUCCGGAACUUCAUUUCAUGCUUUUAAAAGAAAUUAGCGAACUAGAAGAAGUUGAUUUUAGAGACAGAUGCAUUUCAAAAUUGUGGCCAUUUCCAUCUACCACGCGAAAAUACCCAAAAUACAUUAUUGGUUAUAGUUGCAAAGUAUUACAGCUUAUAUCACAAUGCGAAAGCAUUGCCAAAUUAAUCACAUCUGACAAUGAUUAUUUCGAUAGUAACAAUGUCCUUCAAUUAUUACAAAAUAAUUGGGAUGAGAUAGGAGUAAUGGUAAAGCAAGAUUUUGAUUUCAAAUCAAUGAUCUCAUCGCUGCCUGUAUGGCCAGUACGAUUGAAUCAUUCAAUGCUAGGCUUCACAAGAAGUUUAGUACCAGCUUCAAUGGGUUACAUUUUGCCAAAAGACAUUCAACCGUAUCGAACAAAUGACUCAAAAUUUUGUUUAGAGGUUUCUAACAGUGAUCGUGAGAUUUUGAAAGAUCUUGAUAUUCACGAGCGAGACAUUUGUUCAUAUAUAUCUGAGGACAUUGAAUUUCCUGAAGAAAGUGAUGAAUACUAUGUGGAGUUUCUGAACAGUGCACUCUCAUCUGUAAGUAAUAAAAGUGAUGAUAUUACUCAAAUAUUAAAGGAAAAGGUUUGUUUUCCAGUUGAAUUUACAAAUGACUUAAAGCGGAUUACGGACCUAUACAACUAUGAAAACACUGUUUUUCGGACCGUAUUCGGAAAUUCAAAUGUUUUCCUUAAUACAAAACUUUUAGCUCAUGCAACUAAGUUAUCAAAGUUUGGAUUCAAUAAUGAUAUUAAUCAGGAGUCUUUUAUUAAAUGUGCUUUGAAAGUUCAAGAGUUGCAAGAUGAUCCACCAUAUGAUAUACGCAAUCGUGGAUUCGUUUUGGUUGAAUAUUUUUAUGAAAGUUUCACAAAGAGUUAUGAGAUUGCUUCGAUUUCAUUUUUUUCGAUUGAAGACCGUUACUUCGAAAAUACAAUACUUCCUCAAUAUAAAGAAAUUGCUUCGAUUCCAUUUUUUCCGAUUGAAAAACGUUUGGGUGAAUGCUACAACGAGUAUUAUAAUUAUCAUCAAGUUUUGGAUUGCUUCGAAAAUAUAAUACUUCCUCAAUAUAAAGAAAUUGCAUGGAGUCAAAAACCUUUAAUUGCAGUAGACGUCGUACCACCUCACAUUGUACUUAUAAGUGAUCCAUCAUUUGGUGAACCAGAUAUUCCCACUGUAUUAAAUCAUCUCCGUUUUUUGCGCAACACACUUAUAAAUGAUACUGAAUGGAAGGAAAGGUGGAAAGACACAUUUACGUCUAAUGUUUUUGAGGUUUAUAAAUGGCUUGACAAAAAAAGUUUAGAUACAAGUAUCUGCUUAAAGGAAUAUAUUGAGUCAAAUGAAGCAUUGUUCUUGAAUUUUAAUAAAAACGAGGAUGAUCCAUUCGACACUGAAAAUUGGGCUUCUAAAACAGGUUUAGUUUUGAACUGUGUAAAAGACGAGGAAAAAUAUGUAAAUCCUCGUCUUGCUAAAUACCACUCAAUGCUAAGAAGUGCCGGUAUCCAAGAAAUAAAAUUACCAGAUUACAAAAUAAAUGUCACGGAAUAUGGUUUUGGAAAAAACAUAUUAGAAUUAUUAUCAAGUCAGGUGAACAAUUUGCAUGAUGUCAUUUUUAUUGUAAACGGAGAAAAAAUAUGGGCAAAUCAGUAUAUACUUGCUGCAAAUUCCAAAGCUUUUCGUAGAGAAUUCACUUCAAGAACCUUUGCAAGCUCAAGCAAAGCUAAUCCAGCUACAAUCAUCAUUGAUAAUUAUAAUCCCAACUCAGUUCGCAUUUUGUUGCAUUACUUGUAUAAUCAGAAUAUCGAUACUGCAAUUCAGACGCAUAAAAGUUUAGACCAAUCAGAGUUGGAAUUAUAUAAGGACUUAGCUAAGUUAGCAAAUAAGUACGAGCUAACUCAUUUAAAAGAGCUUAUGGAAUUAAAGCUCUCUCGAUUAGUUAAUCGAUUAAACAUGGAAGAGAUGGAAAGAUUAGCAGCGAGAGAUUUAAAGGCAAAUCAACUCAAAGAAUAUUGUAGUAAAUUUAUUCACAAUAAUAAAAAUAUAUGA